AUGCACAGCUCCAAUCUUCGAAACCUAUCUCAUCUUCGGGAUCCAGAAGAAUAUACAUUGAUAACGAAACACAAAUGGGCCGCCCACAUAAUAAGAAGAGCAGAUGACGGAUGGCCGAAAAGAACAGUGAAGUGCAUUCCAAGAGAACGCAAACGUCGUUUUGGACGGCCACCUAAACGAUGGACGGAUGUGUUCGUAGCUAACGGCACGUACUCACUGAUGGGCACGAUUUCAGGACUACGGAAUGGGCAUCGCGAAUGUCACCAUAUUCGAAGCAGACCACCACCAUGGAUGAUAAUGGUGCGAUAG
Molecule: messenger RNA, 309 nt
Organism: Angiostrongylus costaricensis
Lineage: Eukaryota; Metazoa; Nematoda; Chromadorea; Rhabditida; Metastrongylidae
Source: the annotation of a GenBank genome assembly